Messenger RNA from Larimichthys crocea (large yellow croaker), 2193 nucleotides. RefSeq names its product calcium homeostasis modulator family member 6 (gene calhm6). The transcript has 2 exons. Bases 69 to 1028 code for a protein of 319 amino acids. The record is from RefSeq and is a predicted model, not a curated record. Gene Ontology annotation, cellular component: plasma membrane. Gene Ontology annotation, molecular function: monoatomic cation channel activity. NCBI's taxonomy places the organism in Eukaryota, Metazoa, Chordata, Actinopteri, Sciaenidae.
GAUAGAUAGAUAGAUAGAUAGAGAGAGACACACACACACACACACACACACACACAGAGCAGUCAGAGAUGGAUAAGUUUAAGACGGUUCUGAACAUUGCCAACACACAGGCCAAUCUCGGUUUUGGGGUGGUUGCCUUGCUCACAGCUGGGGGGGAACACAUCUUCUCCUCAGUGAUAUUCCAGUGUCCCUGCAAUCAGCUCAACUUCCUCUACGGCAUGGUGUUCCUUCUGGUGCCCGCUCUGGCUCUGCUGCUGAUGGGUUACAUCCUAAGUAAGAAGACGUGGAAGCUAUUCACUGGUCUGUGUUACCGCAGGGCCCAGCUGUGCCGCUGGAGGAAGCUGGCAGCCGCUGGGAACAUUCUCUUUCAGAUUAGCACCAUCGCCCUGGUGGCGCCUUCCACCUGGAUCGCUGUGGCUCUGCUCAAUGGGAUCUACUUUGAGUGUGCGAUGACCGGGAUCAAUGUGAAGGCUUACAGAAAGCAGCUGUGUGAAGAGAAUGGCUCUCUGGUAGAGUGUCAGAAGAAGCUUUACAGCUUACCCUGCAAGAGAGACAAUGGGGAGGUCCUCCUCACCCUGAAGGCUGUGUCUCAGAUUCUGGGUUGGCUGCUCAUUGCCUUGAUCAUGUUGUCCAACCUACUGCUGACCUGUGUGGCUCGGUGCACCUCCCCCAUCAGCUACCUGCAGCUCAAAUUCUGGAGGGUGUAUGCUCAGGAGGAGUGCAAUAUGUUCGAGUCUUACACCACUAAGCAUGCUAGAGAGCUUGCUGAGAGGAAUGUGAAGAGUUUCUUCAAUCAGACUCCACCUGAAAACAUCAUCACCUGUUCCAACAGGGACUGGGAGAAGAUCUCCUCCCUCUACAAGUUCUGCACCAAAGAUCAUUACUAUAGCACCUUGCACCGCUAUGUGGAGAACUGCCAGGAGACUGACAAUGGGAUGAUGAGGAUGGUGUCAAUCAAGUCAAGUGAACCUACUGAUGAUAACCCUGCUGUUCUUAAUUUUGUAGAUGAAGGCAGGAUGGUGUUGUAAGUUUUUUUCAGGAUUGUCUGUGUUAUUAUGUGUUCACACAUAAAAUGAAGCGUUACUUUCAGGGCUGUUCAUGUUUACUUACUCAAUCUGUCUAGAUACUUGUGACUUAAUUGCAGUAAACAGAUCAAAAGCAUUAUUGAUGUGUGUCAGAGGUGAGAAAUAGGUGUGUCCCUUUAACCAGUUGACCAGCACCAAAUUUUGACCUGAUGAUGGGACUAGAUUUCAGUUAAAGGAUCACCAGAGUGAUUACAUUCUAGCCUGAGGGGAACAUGAAUAUCUGAACUUCAUGAUGGUGCUGAAUGAAAAGUCCCAGGAACAUGAAAAUCAUGAAGAACCACAAAUGUCUGGACAAAACGUUACUGCAAUACAUUAAAUAGUUGUUUAGAUAUUUCACCCUAAACCAAAGUUGGGGACUGACCAACAUGUUAUCCACAAAGCCAUACUACUGACAAAACCAGACAGCUGAAACCUGGAAGUUGGACAGUAUAGCAUAUAUUUCUGCAGGUCUUAUGAAAACAAAAGGACAAAUCACAUCAAAUCACUAACCACAGGACACCAACACUUAAAUCCAAAAAACCUUUCAGUGAACAAAAGAAAGAUAUAUAGGUUCACAGGAGAGGGCUGUGACAAGACUGCAAAUAGAUGAGUGACAUCCACUUAACAUCAGCAACAGUGAAGUACAGUGUUCAUGUGCAUCUAAUGACCUGUUUACUGUGUGUGUGUGGGCUGAAACCACUUCCUGUUCACUGCUGGCAGAUUCAGCAUUCAGCAUGUGAGCAUCAGUUGAAUGAAUGUAUUUAAGUCCACUAUGUGACACCCUGUACACAGUCAUUGUAAAAAGACAAGCUUCUGCUUGAAUGAUGUUCGUGUUAGUAGCAGCAGAUAAUAAUGUUUCAUACUGUGUGUAGAGGCUGUUUCACAGCUUCCUCUAUCACACACUCUGAGUCUAUUAUAUCACUCUUGGGGAAAUGUAACAGAAAAACCACCAAGAGGAUGUGAUCACUUCCUCACUCCACCCUCAGCUGCUAAUGUUGAUGAUGUCUCCCUGCAACAAUGGUAUGUUUCUCCAUAAGAGGAAUGCUUUCAUUCUGCAUGAAUCACUGCAUGUAUAUGUUUCCUUUUUGCAUCUUUUGACAUAAUAAAAAUAUUUGAUUCUUGUUGAAUG